Messenger RNA from Fusarium proliferatum ET1, 1296 nucleotides. RefSeq lists its product as uncharacterized. NCBI's taxonomy places the organism in Eukaryota, Fungi, Ascomycota, Sordariomycetes, Hypocreales, Nectriaceae. The record is from RefSeq and is a predicted model, not a curated record. The coding region runs from base 1 to 1296 and encodes 431 amino acids. Gene Ontology annotation, biological process: transmembrane transport. Gene Ontology annotation, molecular function: transmembrane transporter activity. The transcript has a single exon.
AUGUGCUUAUACGCUAAUUUCAAGAAAUUCAGCGCGAUAUCGUACUUUUCUAUGUAUGCUUCAGAUAACCAAGGUCCGUUGCUUUACGGCAUUCUGAGUUCACUAUGGGCAGUUGGCCUCGUCAUAGGCGGGCCUAUCGGCAGCGCUCUGGCUGAAAAGGUGACUUGGCGCUGGGCUUUCUAUAUCAACUUGCCUUUCCUUGGCUUUGCCUUCGUUUGUGGAGUAAUCUUUUUGCCACACAGACGAAGCCACUUCGAUCUUCCUUUGCGUCAUCGCAUUGCCAAAUUCGCCGGUUUGAAUGUCAUUCUUCAAACAAGCACCACGGUAGCGACAAUUGUUCUCUUUGCUAUUGCGGCUACUUUUUCUGGGCCCGUCUGGAGCUGGAGUUCAGUGCCUUGUUAUACAACAUGGGCUGUUUUCGCUGCGGCCUUUGUCCUCUGCGGGGCUCUACAUUGUACUCGUUUUACCGCCGCCAUCAAGGACCGUCUCAACACAACUUUCAAAAGCGUGCCCGACCGUCGGGUGAUUCCCAUUGAACUUAUGGCCAGGCGGAACAUCCUACCUCUUUGGAUCGUGUCAGGGUGUGCAGGUGCGACUUAUGCUAUCACACUCUAUUACCUGCCACUGUUUUACGCUUUUUCAAAAGGUCACGGAGCGUUGCAACAAACCGUUCGUAUGCUGCCUUUUAUUCUCACCUUCAUUGUCACAGUGUUAAUCGUUGGCGCUUUUCUAUCCAAGAUCAAACAGUAUGGCGUGAUCUAUGUUGUUGGCGGUGCUACGACACUGGCGUCGGGAACUGCCCUCGCCAUAGCCCUGGACCCUGACAUCUCAGACAAUAAGGUUAUGGGCCUCACCGCCCUAAUCGGUGUAGGACUUGGCUUUCAAUUUCAGCAUGGCAACGCGAUCUCUAACACGAUCAACAAAACUCUGCGAGAUCGAGUCGGCAGUGCCGCCCUUUUGAACAUGAGCUUAAUGGGCGGUAUUUCCACUGCAUUGAUUAUGGCAGGCGCUAUCUACGAAAACCGCGGCAUGGCUCUUUUCCCUUCUAAUCUCGAAGCGUUUCAUUACGAUGAUGAGACCAUUCGCGAGGUUCUCGCUGGCGUUUCGCCAACCGUCUGGGAGGGCGCUGAGACGAACAUAACUGCAUAUGGGGCGGCCGCAACAACUCAAGCCAUCUCUUCUCUUCUCUAUAUAAUCUCCUCGAGUGGUGCAAUCUGCCUUUUCUGUGGUGCGCUAAUUCUCUGGGACAUGAAAGUGAAAAGAGGAUAUCAUGGAAAUACUGUUGCUGCAGUAUGA